Messenger RNA from Rhagoletis pomonella (apple maggot), 2586 nucleotides. Its product is annotated as GPI mannosyltransferase 3-like. Gene Ontology annotation, biological process: GPI anchor biosynthetic process. The transcript is spliced from 8 exons. Gene Ontology annotation, cellular component: endoplasmic reticulum membrane. The record is from RefSeq and is a predicted model, not a curated record. NCBI's taxonomy places the organism in Eukaryota, Metazoa, Arthropoda, Insecta, Diptera, Tephritidae. Bases 298 to 2007 code for a protein of 569 amino acids. Gene Ontology annotation, molecular function: alpha-1,2-mannosyltransferase activity.
UCUAGUGAUUUUAUUUUGGUGCUGAGUUCGUGACAGGUUUUGUUGUGUUAUUUUUAGUCAUUCCGUAAUCAGCGAAUUAACAGAGCAAAAUAAAGAUAUUUGACCCAAUAAUGUUUAAUCAUUAAAGAUAAAUUUUUGGCAAAAGAGCUAUGUUAUGUAUCUAGCCACGGAUGCUGCAUUUAAGAAUAUAAAAGACAGUUUAUAUUUUGAUACCUUACGUAAAUCCGGGCGCUUUCGACUUCACGUAAAGUAAACUCAUUGCUUUAAACAAGAGACUAUUUGAAUAUCAGGGAUAAGAUGAAUUUGCUGCUGGUGUUUCUGAUAAUACUGGUAGUGCGACUUGCAUCGGUGUUUAUAGUGCAAACGUACUAUGUUCCAGAUGAAUACUGGCAGAGUCUGGAGGUAGCUCAUAAGCUAACUUUCGGUUAUGGUUACUUGACAUGGGAAUGGGUUCAAGGAUUACGUAGCUAUCUUUACCCAGUAAUAAUUGCGGGCAUUUACAAGGCAUUAGCAUUGCUUAAUUUAGAUACGGCACAACUGUUGGUGAUUUUGCCGCGUAUUUUGCAAGGCACGUUAUCGGCUUAUUCAGACUACAGAUUCUUUGUUUGGUCUGGCAAAAAGAAAUGGGGCCUAUUUUUAAUCCUUGUCCCAUGGUUUUGGUUCUACACCGGUUCGCGGACUUUAUCUAAUACUCUAGAAACCUCUUUGACAACAAUCGCAUUGAGUUACUUCCCAUGGAGUGGAGAAAGCACAACAUAUUUGUGGUUUGCUGCAAUCUGCUGCUUCUUGAGACCGACCGCCGCUGUUAUUUGGAUACCUUUGAGCAUUUAUCAUUUACGAAAGAGCCGUUUGCCAACAAGCGAUCUUAUUCUUAAACAUUUUUUGGUUGUUGGGCUUUUAGUUGGAGGAGUUUGUGUCGGUAUCGAUACUUACUGGCACGGUAGAUUGAUAGUUACUCCAUAUGAAUUCUUCAAAUAUAAUGUGCUGCAUAACAUUGGUAGUUUCUACGGCUCUCAUCCAUGGUAUUGGUACUUCACCGUUGGUUUGCCAACUGUUUUGGGCAUAAAUACAUUACCAUUUAUUUUUGGAGUAAUGGAUACCGUUCGUCAUAAACAAAAUUAUCCGGUACGCAAGCAGUUGCUUAUUACCAUUUUACUUUCUUUGGUUGUACUAAGCACUGUUGAACAUAAAGAAUUUCGUUUUGUGUCAUCUUUAUUACCUCUAUGUCUCUACAUUACUGCUGAUACACUAACCCGUUGGAGUUACAAUGCUUCCAGAUUUAUGCUUUGGCUGAGCGCACUGGUAAUAGUUUUUGGUAAUGCAUUGCCCGCAUGGUACUUAAGCACUGUCCACCAGAAGGGUCCACUAGAAGUGAUGACAAGUGUUCAACAGAUUGCUAGGGAUUAUCGAGAUGAAAACGAACACCGCGCCAGCAUACUCUUUCUAAUGCCAUGCCAUUCUACGCCGUUUUAUAGCCAUGUUCAUGAAAAUGUAACCAUGCGUUUUCUAACUUGUGAGCCUAAUUUACAAAAUAAACCUAAUUAUGUUGAUGAGGCCAAUAAAUUUUAUGAGUCGCCAACGCAUUGGUUGCGUUCUCAUAUUCCCUCAUAUCCGCGUACUGCUAUGCCAUCACACGUUGUGCUCUACGAACCUUUAGCUCCGGUCAUAAAUGAGUUUCUUAUGAACUACAAAGUAUUGCAUCGAAUUUCCAACGCACAAAUAAAUGAAAAUGUUGCACCUCAACUGGUCGUGAGCGAAUGGUCAAGAUUGCUGAAGGAGAAAGAAGUAGAUGUUAAAGCCCUUCUGAAGAGUAUGCAAAAUAGGAUAGGCAAAAAUAUACUAGUAUAUCAACGCCUACGUGCCGGAGAAGAAAAUACCUUCAAUCGAGAUGAGUACAAAACGUCAAAUGAAGCUACAUCGAGGGGAUCAAGAGUAGUAGAAGAUGUUCCUUACAACCAAGUCAACAGCGCAGAAGACACGGAGGAUCCCCACAAUAUGUUCAAUUGAUCAUAGACAAAAUGCUUGUUUGGGUUUAAUUGAUCAUAAUUUAUUUAUGAUUUUGAACUAUUCAAACUUUACUAUCUAUUUAAAAUAAGGUUUCCGAUUUAAAGUCGCAUGCAAUAUACAACAAAAAUAAAAAAAUUAUAUUAUUUUUGUUUCUGAAAGAAACAGCGGCUAGGUAGUGCAAGAGACAGCUUUGAUCAUAUGUUUACAUACAAAUAUUUGUAAGACUUAUUUUGUGUUUAUUUAUUUCAGUACAUAAUUUAUCAUGUAAUUUGUCAGUGUUUACUGAUACAGACUUUUACAAUAUCUCGUCAAUGAAAAAUAUAUCAGUAAGUUUACUAGUAAAUCCAGGCCACCUUACAUUUGUAUGUAUAUUUAUAAGUCCAGCCAAGUAUAAGACUAUAAUAUUUGACCCGAAAUGUCUUGUUUAUGCAAAAGCAAUUUUAGAAUAACGUUGAUACUUUUAUAACAUCUGGUAACUAGGCUAUGAAAAACUGGUUUUAUAAUAAAAUCUAGUUUUCUUUUUUAAUUUUAAUAAAGUUUUUAACUAAAGUUAACCAAGUCUUUGGUUUUCAUUGAAAA